AUGGAAGACUCCAUUUUUCUUUGUCAAAGAAAAUAUGCAAAGAAUAUUGUGAAGAAAUAUGGAUUAGAGAAUGCUAGUCACAAAAGAACUCCUGCUCCUACUCACUUGCAGUUAUCCAAUGAUGAAAAGGGCAUAAGUGUUUAUCAGAGUUUGUAUAGAAGCAUGAUUGAUAGUCUUCUAUACCUUACGUCAAGCAGACCAGAUAUAACUUUUUCUACUGGAGUUUGUGCUAGAUAUCAAGCAGAACCCGAAGUGAGUCACAUCAAUCAAGUAAAAAGGAUACUGAAGUAUGUGAAUGACACAUGUGAGUAUGGAAUGUUGUAUUCUAAUGAUUCAAACUCCAUGUUAGUAGGGUAUGGUGAUACUGAUUGGGCUGGUAGUUAUAACGAGGAAGUAAUUUGCCUUAUAUUUGAAAGAAUGACAGAAUUUGAUACAUGCAUAUAA
Lathyrus oleraceus (garden pea) is the source of this 444-nucleotide messenger RNA. RefSeq lists its product as uncharacterized. Bases 1 to 444 code for a protein of 147 amino acids. The record is from RefSeq and is a predicted model, not a curated record. The transcript is spliced from 2 exons. NCBI's taxonomy places the organism in Eukaryota, Viridiplantae, Streptophyta, Magnoliopsida, Fabales, Fabaceae.